Trypanosoma brucei brucei TREU927 is the source of this 453-nucleotide messenger RNA. RefSeq lists its product as hypothetical. Gene Ontology annotation, cellular component: microtubule. Gene Ontology annotation, molecular function: tubulin binding. Gene Ontology annotation, biological process: microtubule polymerization; positive regulation of protein polymerization; microtubule bundle formation. Bases 1 to 453 code for a protein of 150 amino acids. Lineage: Eukaryota; Euglenozoa; Kinetoplastea; Trypanosomatida; Trypanosomatidae. The record is from RefSeq and is a predicted model, not a curated record. The transcript has a single exon.
AUGGAAGCUGUCUUCUACGCAUUUGCAUCCUUCGGCACGGCGCCCACGAAGGAGAUGGACAAUGCCCAUUUCUCCAAAAUGUUAAAGGAGGCUAAAAUCAUUGGCAAAACCUUCACCUCUACAGAUGCCGACCUCCUCUUCAACAAGAUCAAGGCGAAGGGCGCCCGUAAAAUCACCUUCACGGAGUUUAACACAAGAGCUCUCCCUGAUAUUGCCACCAAGUUGAAGAUGACACCCGAGCAGGUGGCUGAAAUUCUCACGAAGGCAUCACCAGCCUCCAAUUCCACAAAAGCGGAAGCUGUUAAGUUCCAUGACGACAAAAAUCUCUACACGGGCGUCUACAAGGCGGGAGGCCCCACAAAUGUGGAUCGUAACGCCGGAUCCCUUUCAGGGGUUGUCGACCGCCGUGUGGAUCAGGUCGAUGUGCGUGGCACAACCUCCUCGCAAAAGUAA